This is a messenger RNA of Podarcis lilfordi (Lilford's wall lizard), 999 nucleotides long. Lineage: Eukaryota; Metazoa; Chordata; Lepidosauria; Squamata; Lacertidae. The record is from the annotation of a GenBank genome assembly.
AUGACAACUAUAAUCAACUCUCUAGUGAUGACUGCCAUAAUUGUGACCCGAAAGCUCCACCACCCUGCCAAUUAUUUAAUUUGCUCCUUGGCAGUCACUGAUUUUCUGGUUGCCAUCCUAGUCAUGCCCUUCAGCAUCGUCUACAUUGUCAAAGAGACCUGGAUCAUGGGCCAGGUGAUGUGCGACCUUUGGCUCAGCGUUGACAUUACCUGCUGCACCUGUUCCAUCUUGCACCUCUCAGCCAUCGCUUUGGAUCGCUACCGAGCAAUCACAGAUGCUGUGGAGUAUGCCAGGAAGCGAACCCCUAAGCGGGCAGGCAUCAUGAUUGCCGUCAUGUGGGUCAUUUCUGUCUUCAUUUCAAUGCCGCCAUUGUUUUGGCGGCACCAGGCUGCCAGCAGGGAUGAUGAGUGUAUCAUUAAGCACGACCAUAUCGUUUUUACCAUCUACUCCACGUUUGGAGCCUUUUAUAUCCCGCUGGCGUUGAUUCUGAUCCUUUACUACAAAAUAUACAAGGCAGCUAAGACUUUUCACAGGAGGAGCGUGAGUCGUGUUCUCAAAGAGGAGGCAAAUGGACAGGGUCUCCUGGAAGGAACUGAGAAAAGCUGCCAGCCAGCUUCCACAGCAUCAUGCACAAAAGGGAAAGCAUCUAACCGUUCAGGAGAUUUGGACAGAAUGCAUAUCUCCCUGCGAAGCCCCAAUUCUGAGUCCAAGAAUGAAAAGGGAUGGAAGAGACAACGGAUUUCUACCACGAGAGAGAGAAAGGCAGCAACUACCCUUGGCUUAAUUUUGGGUGCCUUUGUGAUCUGCUGGCUCCCCUUCUUUGUGAAGGAGGUGGUUGUCAAUACCUGUGAAAGAUGUCAGAUUUCAGAAGAAAUGAAUAAUUUUCUGACAUGGUUGGGAUAUAUUAAUUCUCUUGUUAACCCCCUGAUUUACACAAUCUUUAACGAAGAUUUCAAGAAGGCAUUCCAGAAACUUAUCCAAUGCAAGACCUCUCUGUGA